AACUCAAGAAGCAGCUUUUCUGUUUUGUGUUCUUGGCAAUCUCCUAGACGAUCAAUUGAAAGUUUCAAUGACAUCACUCAUAGGCUGAUCCAUCAAACCCCACAUCCCAGCCCCCACCUCUGCCUGUCAGUUUUCAGGGCACCUCAGAAGAGACUGCUCUUUUAGUCAGCACAGAGAACGUCGAUCAGAGGGACUUCAGUUCUCACACACUAAAAUCAUCUCUGCAACAGGGAAAGGUUUGACCUCGAGCACAUUUUAAAAUUCCCUAAUAAUGAAAUGGAAUAUCUACUGUAGGGAAACAUGCCUGGAAUAAUGUGACAACCAUUCUUAAUUUUCCAAAGUUUUACCAUCAGUCAUAUGGAUGAGAGAGAGAGGUCUCUUUAAAAUGCAGUCACCAUUGCACCUGGGACAUUAUGGGACGGACAUGAGACAAUCACCAGGGCUGACUCAGUAACAAGCAGGAGAGAAUAACAGCGUUGUACGUUUUUUAUUUUGACAUCUUCUCUGAAGCUGGAGUAGUGACAGAUUAGUGCAGCUGGAAAAACAGAUUUGCCCUAUGCAACUUUCUAUCAAAAUGAAGUCACCAACAUGGACUCUGUGUGUACUGCUAUGUUUACUGCUGCUUUCAGAAUGCAAACUGGGAUACUCUAAAAAAAGCAACAUACCCCACAGAAGAUAUGCCAGGUCAUCUGAUGGCGAUGACAAGAAGUGUAUGUACACAUUUUUAGUGCCACAACAGAAAAUAACUGGGCCCAUUUGUAUAAACUCUAAAGGACCAGAUGUAGAUACAGAGCAAAUCACUAGGAUGGAUUUGGAAAAUCUUAAGGAAGUACUUUCUAAACAGAAAAGGGAAAUUGAUACCUUGCAGCUGGUAGUGGACAUUGACGGAAAUAUUGUGAAUGAGGUUAAGUUGCUACGGAAAGAGUCUAGAAACAUGAACUCUCGUGUCACACAGCUUUACAUGCAGCUACUUCAUGAAAUAAUACGGAAGAGAGACAAUGCACUAGAGGUAUCCCAAUUGGAGAACAAAAUGCUCAAUGUGACAGUAGAGAUGAUGAAAAUGUCAACAAGGUACAGGGAGCUGCAAAUAAAGUAUGCUGCGUUGACUAGCCUAGUCAACAACCAGUCCGUGCUGAUUAACAUGCUGGAAGACCAAUGUUUGCGUAUCUUCUCGAGAAGGGAUCCUCAAGGGUCACCACCACUUGUUCAAGUUGUGCCACAGCACAUUCCUCUCAAUCAACAGUACACAAGUCUUUUAGGUGAAAAUGAGAUUCCAAGAUAUACUGACUAUCCGAGAGACAGAGAAGUACGACAACCACCACUCCCACCCCCACCAGCUCCGGAGCCUUCCUCAACAAGCAACCCAAUAAGAGGACUACCUGUAACAUCCAGCACUGAAGGCACUUUCAGAGACUGCUAUCACGUGAAAGAGAGUGGAUAUAGCAACAGUGGAAUCUACCUAAUUAAACCAGAGGGAGUCCAAGGCUUGAUGCAGGUGUGGUGUGAGCACAGCCUCGACAUCGGUGGUUGGACAGUCAUUCAGCGUAGAGUCGAUGGAUCAAUCAACUUCUUCAGAAACUGGGAAAAUUACAAGAAAGGAUUUGGAAAUAUUGAUGGAGAGCACUGGUUGGGAUUAGAAAACAUUUACUUGCUGACAAAACAAGGGAAUUACAAACUGCUGAUAGAGCUGGAGGACUGGACUGAUAAGAAGGUAUACGCCGAGUACAGCAGUUUCCGUCUUGAGCCUGAGAGUGACUUUUACAGAAUUCGUCUGGGAACUUAUCAAGGAAAUGCUGGAGAUUCAAUGAUUUGGCACAAUGGAAAGCAGUUUACAACACUUGACAGAGACAGGGACUUGUACUCAGGUAACUGUGCCCAUUUUCACAAAGGCGGUUGGUGGUAUAAUGCAUGUUCACAUGCAAAUCUGAAUGGAGUAUGGUACCGAGGUGGUCAUUAUCGAAACAAAUUCCAAGAUGGGAUAUACUGGGAAGACUACAGAGGUGGAUCGUACUCUCUGAGAUCAGUCAAAAUGAUGAUAAGACCAAUAGACUAAGAACGAUCACACACCUACUGAACAGAGCAUAUUGGAAGCAAGUGUUUAUUAAUGCCAGACAAGGACAUAUCCUCCUCAAUGUAAAAAUCCUACACCCUCAGUUAGCUUGCUGUAAUAUACCAGGACGUUGUGAGUGUCAUGGUUUAUCACUGUGACAGUAUAUACUUGUCUGUGUAUGCAUAUUUUAUUUUCUUAACCUCAACUAAAACCAAAACUAAAAGGUUUUACCACAGUUUCAAGUCCAAACACAAACUUCCAUAUUCCUUUUCUGGAAUUUCAGUAAUGAGUGGAUAAUGAAUUUUACAUAUUACAAAAACACAUUCUAACAGUUAAAUUGGAGUUAUGAUAUGUAAAUAGUAAUUAUGUGUAGCAAUUAUGUAAAACAAUCAUUAUUAUUAUGCUAUUUUUGUAUGCAUCACAAACAAGUCUUACAUUUCUGUGUAAUAGUGUAUUUGCUAAUUUAUGUACUUGUUUGGGUGGGUGGGGGGGGGGGUCUACAAAGGACCUUCACAAAUAAAAAUCCAGGUUAAACAGAGUCCUCAUAAACCAAAAAAACAAUAGUUCAUGACAGGAAAGUACACACUACUGUUACAUUACUAACUUACUGCUCUUAAUUGCAAAACGCUUUUAACAUUGAUUAAUUAAAACACAGGAAACUCAACACUUUUACAGUAGCCAACAUACUGUCUUUUGCCUUUAGCACUCAUCACAAAUGAAGCAAAACCAAAUUGUGUCAAUGGAAUCGGAAACCAAUAUAAAAAAGGUGCAAAAAAGGAAGACCGUCAGUAAGUGGCAUAAGGCAGAAAACCAGAAACAGUACCAGCACCCCUCCGAAGCCACCUCUUUGUUCAGCUAAUGGUGUUAGAGUAAAUCUUAAACCAAUAACACUUCACUACGUCUAACUUCUGCAUGCUGAAAAUCUUACCUUUCCUGUUAAACACAUCUUUCCCCCUCUUCUGCCUUUUACCAUACAGUAUGUGGUGCCUUCUUAUGUGCUGUUACUUUAUCACAACUGUGCACAGUCUGAGGGGGAAAAAUCAAUCUACCACUAAUCAAGUAGAAACAAACUGUAGGUGAAGAAGGUGGGCAGUGAAAAAUAAGAGUCAAACUGCAAAAUAAAAGUAGCAACACUGACAGUUAUCCAUAUGUCUUAAGAACUAACUUCAUGAGAUGUAAGGUUAAAAUACUGCUAAGCCAGUUAGCCAUAAAGAAUAAAAAUUAAAGUGAAAUGGAUAAAAGGGUCACAUCACCCACUAGGUAGUACAUGAUGCAUAGCCACUUGGGUGGCAUGGCAGACCACUCUCUCCUGUGUGAAGCACCAAGGAAAGUUGUAUAUCCCUACUUAACCUAACAAGGGAAGAAAAUGUGCAGCAAAGUUAUUUCCAUAUCAAGAUACAGUUAAAAAGGAUGUAUACAGUAGACAUAAGACCCUUUGAGUCCCCUUCUUGGUAUUGAACAGAAAAAGGUUAAACAGGAAAACAAGUAUCCACCACAGCAUAUCCUCCCUUCCUUUAAUCUCCCCAAUACAAGUAAACCUUCCCAACGUCCUUCAUGAGGUAGGUCAGUAAAAUCCUCCAUGGCCUACUGAUAGCAACUGAGCGAUAUAAUGCCAGAGUAAGAGUGAACACCAGCAAUGGCAGAGCAACAGUAGCUCUGGGACUGCAUGCUGUGUGAUGGGCUGGAAGUGUCACCCUUCUUGAUCGCCACCAUUUUCUCCCCCAGUCAACCCUCUAAAUGUCCAAGUAAAUCUCGGGAAUGCAAACAAAGUGCAGAAGAAACAAAUGGCUACCUGCACUGCCCUUCAUGUAAGUCUUAAAAUUUCCAGAAAGAUAAAGGCAGGAAAACCAGUAACUAGAAGCAGUGAAUUAAAAGGUGCAUCCUCAGACUUAUGAUGGGGAACCAGAAAGACAGCCCAUGAAACAAGUCUACAGGAAAUGAAGUGUAAGAGGGUACUGAAUAAAGCAAUCAGCUACGGUUUGAAAGGUAGAACAUUUCAGUGUUCAUGUUUCCUAAACUGUACAAUAGUGAAGAUGGUAUCCUACUCAAUCUUUCUUCACCACCCCCACAACAUUUCUGAUGACGAAGCAAAAAACUAGAACCUCAAAGUCUGGCAAAAUAGAAAUUACAGAUAAGCAGGAGAAAGACUACUUUCCAUCAAUGCUUCACUCUGUAAUAAAACAACAAAAAAACUUUACAAAGACAGAAGCAAUUAGUCUAUACUAGAUAUGAAUGAAGAAUGAGAAAGGCAAAGCUAUGACGUUACCUAAUACUAAGAACAGUUCCUGUCAGUUUAAAGUCAAUCACCUUAACAACUUUCCCUUCUGCCUUAUAGUCUUCAGGACAGUUACUGUGAAGGGAAACUGUCUACCUUGUUGCCACUAAAUAAGGUGCUAAUAAGAGGUGUCCAAGUAUUCAUGUCCAUGUGUAACUCAGCAGUAAAUUCAUGUACCCCAAAACCCAACAAAACAUCCAAGUAAUCAAAUUCAAGGCUGUAGUUUGUGUGCUCCCAUGUGUGAGUUGGGGGAGGGAGCAGAGAAGUAAUACAAUUUGUAUAUGUACUGUAAAACUGUAUACCACCCAAAGAUUCUGUGCAUGCAUUUCCACUGUAGCACCUCAAAUAAUGUCUAGACAAGGCAAAUCACACACGGGAGAAAAAAAAUAAUUUUUAGAAAAGAUAACCCCCCCUUCCCAUAUCUAUCGUGUGUGGGGUAAAUCCCUACAUCUCAUGUACACAUGUAUGCACAUAUAUAUCUGUAUAACAUAUAAACACACACAUGAACAAGUGUACAUAUAUACAUAGCGAUUUACAGCACUAAGUAAAGCUGGCAGCAGAAUUUGCGUCAUGAAGAAAUGUCACAAAACUUUAGCACCAUAAAAAGGGGUGCCCUCUAAACAGCCAUUAGGAUUCUGUGUCCUUCCCCAGUGUGGCAUAUCCUGUCAGAUACAACUUUCUUCCAUCAAAAUGUUAAGUUAAGCUCCAACCUGCCAUGCGGAUUUGCAAUCCCCUGCUAAAUCCAUCGACUGAUGAAGAUCAGUCUAAAUGAGAACGGACAAUGUAGUUUCAGAGGUGUUCAAUUUAUUUACAGGUUUUCUUUGAGGUUAAAAAAAAGAUUAGAUGGCUUACUGAUCAGCUCUCCUAAAAACUAACAAUGCCAUGAAGACUUGACCAAAGUUAACCAUGCAGUGUUAAGAUAAUUAACUACUAAGUGAAAAAAUUUUCAAUGAAAAUUGGGCCUGGCAAAGUUGUAUUAUGACAACAUGCGAACAAUGUCAUUUACAUUCACAGCACUGGGAUGUAUAAGCAAUGUGCUAAAUAAAAGACUUGUGUUCUGAAA
This is a messenger RNA of Protopterus annectens (West African lungfish), 5388 nucleotides long. It is a transcript of the gene ANGPTL1, whose product is annotated as angiopoietin like 1. The transcript is spliced from 5 exons. The record is from RefSeq and is a predicted model, not a curated record. Bases 557 to 2053 code for a protein of 498 amino acids. Lineage: Eukaryota; Metazoa; Chordata; Ceratodontiformes; Protopteridae. Gene Ontology annotation, biological process: cell surface receptor protein tyrosine kinase signaling pathway.